AUGUCAGAACCUUCUGCUUCGAACCAAAAUGAUCACAAAGAAAAUGAAAUGACAAGCAAAGACUAUUAUUUUGACUCGUAUGCUCAUUUUGGUAUACAUGAGGAAAUGUUAAAGGACGAAGUACGAACCCUUUCAUAUCGCAAUUCCAUCUAUCAGAACCGUCACCUUUUUAAAGAUAAAAUAGUUCUAGAUGUUGGAUGUGGUACUGGGAUUCUAUCUAUGUUCGCCGCGAAAGCGGGAGCUGAACACGUGUAUGGGAUUGACAUGUCGAAUAUCAUUGAUCAAGCUCGUCAGAUCGUUAAGGAUAACAGAUUAGAUGACAAGAUCACGCUCAUAAAAGGCAAAAUGGAAGAAGUUGAGUUGCCGGUACAGCAGGUGGACAUUAUCAUCUCCGAAUGGAUGGGUUACUUUUUGUUGUAUGAAUCGAUGUUGGACACUGUUCUGGUUGCCCGGGAUAAAUAUUUGAAACCUGGUGGUCUUGUAUUUCCCGAUAAGGCAACAAUAUAUCUCUCCGCUAUUGAAGACGGUGAAUAUAAAGACGAGAAAAUAGGAUUUUGGGAUAAUGUUUAUGGAUUUGAUUUUAGUUCAAUCAAGUCUGUUGCACUUCGAGAGCCUUUAGUAGACACUGUUGACUGUAAGGCUGUAGUAGCAAUGCCAUAUGCUGUAAAGGAAAUCGAUAUUCUUACCGUCCAAAAAUCGGAUCUUAAUUUCACGGCUCCAUUCAAGUUAACCGCCACGCGAGAUGAUUAUAUUCAUGCUUUUAUUGCUUGGUUUGAUAUUGCUUUUACAGCAUGCCAUAAACCAAUUCAAUUUAGCACAGGCAAGAACUUUUAUUAUUACGAAUUCGAUUUUUUAUUUAUUCAUUGA
Molecule: messenger RNA, 867 nt
Organism: Ambispora leptoticha
Lineage: Eukaryota; Fungi; Glomeromycota; Glomeromycetes; Archaeosporales; Ambisporaceae
Source: the annotation of a GenBank genome assembly